UUCGUAAAUAAUUUUCGACUUCUCGGAGGCUCGAAUUCAGAAAAAAUAGUGAGAUCGUCUAAUUGGAGUGUUGAUCAGUUCCCUGUAUUCCGUUGGAUAAAAUAAACCUGUCAACAUGACGAUGGCAAUGCUGCAACGUCGUGCAAACGUUAGACUUCCACCAGAAGUAAACAGAGUUCUCUACAUCAGGAACUUACCUUACAAAAUAACUGCAGAAGAAAUGUAUGAUAUCUUCGGUAAAUAUGGAGCCCUGAGACAAAUUCGAGUUGGUAACACCGCAGAAACUCGAGGCACAGCUUUCGUCGUCUACGAGGACAUCUUCGAUGCUAAGAACGCGUGCGAUCAUCUGAGUGGAUUCAACGUCUGUAACCGGUAUCUAGUUGUAUUAUAUUACCAGAGCAAUAAAGCAUUCAAGAGGGUAGAUGUCGAUAAGAAAAUGGAAGAAAUUGACAAAUUGAAGACCAAGUACAAUUUAAACGAGGAGAAAAAAUGAAACUGUACAAUUUUUUAAAUUAUUCAUGUCAGUAAUUUAAGAUUUCAAUAUAAUCUAAGUUGUAAUUAUUAUAUCAUCGUCAUCUGCGUUGAAAGUCUGUCCCAUUGUUUACUUCACGUGACAAGAAUAACAAAUAAAUUUUUAACAAAUGAUCGCA
Fopius arisanus is the source of this 650-nucleotide messenger RNA. It is a transcript of the gene Sf3b6, whose product is annotated as splicing factor 3b subunit 6. The record is from RefSeq and is a predicted model, not a curated record. Gene Ontology annotation, cellular component: nucleus; cytoplasm. Gene Ontology annotation, molecular function: mRNA binding. Lineage: Eukaryota; Metazoa; Arthropoda; Insecta; Hymenoptera; Braconidae. The coding region runs from base 116 to 493 and encodes 125 amino acids. The transcript is spliced from 3 exons.